AUGAUCCAAGCAACAAAGUAUAUCAACACUCGUGUAGACGAAGGGAGGUUCGGUGAAGCGUCAGGCGAUGUCUACUUGGUGGAGAGUAUAUGGAAGCUUCUCACCGAUGUGGAAGAUCUCCACCUCCUGAUGGACCCCGAGGACUUCCUCAAGUUAAAGAAGCAGCUACACAUCAAGACGGCCGGUAAAAACGACGCGUUUUGGUUUAGGUCGAGAGGUUUGGUGGAGGUGAUGAAGAUGUCUAAAGGUUUGAGGGAGAAAGUGCCGUUUGUGCUUGGCGUUGAGGUGGAUCCCACGGGAGGACCGAGGCUGCAAGAGGUGGCGAUGAGGCUUUACGCGAGAAAGAGAGAGGAGUGCGAUAAGAUUCAUUUGCUUCAAGGGAUGCAAGGUGUGGAAGCUGCGGCGAAGAGGUUCUUCUUCGCGUAUAAGCAGGUGGUUAACGCGGUGAUGGGAAGCGCGGAGAUGAACACGGAGUGUGACUCGGUGAGGUAG
Molecule: messenger RNA, 492 nt
Organism: Brassica oleracea var. oleracea
Lineage: Eukaryota; Viridiplantae; Streptophyta; Magnoliopsida; Brassicales; Brassicaceae
Product: nematode resistance protein-like HSPRO2
Exons: 1
Coding region: 1-492 (163 amino acids)
Molecular function (GO): heme binding; metal ion binding
Source: RefSeq, a predicted model, not a curated record